GCGCGGGCGCGCACACACACACACAUACACACACAGACAUACAUGCUACCGAUCUUGUCUUCACAACCGCAUCCCCAAACCGACAGUGCGAAGCUUACUGCGGUUUCUCUUAACCUCAGCAUCGUGGGGAGAAGCAGAGCCGUUGUGCAUCAGGGAGCGCCCGGUGCCUGCGCUGCCGCCUCGGGUACAUACAUAACCCAGCAGACCGCUCACCCCAUCGGCUGGAAUGCUUUCAAACUGCUAAGGCUGAGAUCCUGAGGAACCCAGCUGGAGAAUGCCGUCUGAACGCUGCCUGAGUAUUCAAGAAAUGCUGACAGGCCAGAGGCUCUGCCACUCGGAAUCUCACAACGAUAGUGUCUUGGCAGCGCUGAAUCAGCAGAGAAGUGACGGCAUCCUCUGUGAUAUCACCCUGAUUGCCGAGGAACAGAAAUUCCAUGCUCACAAGGCAGUCCUGGCAGCAUGCAGCGACUAUUUCCGGGCAAUGUUCAGUCUCUGUAUGGUGGAAAGUGGAGCAGACGAAGUGAAUUUACAUGGCGUGACCAGCCUUGGCUUGAAGCAGGCCCUGGAGUUUGCAUACACGGGCCAGAUUUUGUUGGAGCCAGGUGUGAUCCAGGAUGUGCUAGCUGCUGGCAGUCACCUACAGCUGUUGGAGCUUCUCAAUUUAUGUUCCCACUAUCUCAUCCAGGAAUUAAAUAGCUUUAAUUACUUGGAUCUGUACAGACUUGCUGACCUCUUUAACCUCACUUUGCUGGAGAAGGCAGUGAUCGAUUUCUUAGUGAAACAUCUCUCUGAGCUCCUGAAGAGUCGCCCAGAAGACGUUCUAACGCUUCCUUAUUGUCUGCUCCAGGAGGUUCUGAAGAGCGACCGCCUGACCUCCCUGAGUGAAGAGCAGAUCUGGCAGCUAGCCGUGAGGUGGUUGGAACACAACUGCCAUUACCAGUACAUGGAUGAGCUCCUGCAGUAUAUCCGCUUCGGCCUGAUGGAUGUGGAUACUCUGCAUACAGUUGCCCUGUCCCACCCCCUCGUCCAGGCAAGUGAAACUGCAACCGCUCUUGUCAAUGAGGCCCUGGAAUACCACCAGAGCAUCUAUGCGCAGCCCGUUUGGCAAACUCGCAGGACCAAACCGCGGUUCCAGUCAGACACUCUGUAUAUCAUUGGCGGGAAAAAGCGUGAGGUCUGUAAAGUCAAGGAACUUCGGUACUUCAAUCCCGUUGACCAGGAGAAUGCUCUCAUAGCUGCCAUUGCCAACUGGAGUGAGCUGGCUCCCAUGCCCGUGGGAAGGAGCCACCAUUGUGUGGCAGUCAUGGGGGACUUUCUGUUUGUAGCGGGCGGAGAAGUUGAGCAUGCUAGUGGCCGGACGUGUGCCGUGAGGACUGCCUGUCGCUAUGACCCCCGUAGUAAUUCCUGGGCCGAGAUAGCACCCAUGAAAAACUGCCGGGAGCAUUUUGUGCUGGGUGCCAUGGAUGAAUACCUCUAUGCGGCUGGGGGUAGAAAUGAACUGCGCCAGGUUCUGCCUACAGUUGAGCGAUAUUGCCCCAAGAAGAACAAAUGGACUUUUGUGCAGUCCUUUGACCGAUCCCUUUCAUGUCAUGCUGGAUAUGUGGCUGAUGGUCUUCUUUGGAUAUCAGGUGGAGUAACUAACACAGCACAAUAUCAGAACAGACUAAUGGUAUAUGAACCUAACCAGAAUAAAUGGAUAAGCCGCAGUCCCAUGCUGCAGAGAAGGGUCUACCAUUCCAUGGCUGCUGUUCAAAGAAAGCUUUAUGUUCUUGGAGGGAACGACUUGGACUACAAUAACGACCGGAUCCUUGUGCGCCAUAUAGAUUCUUAUAACAUAGACACAGACCAGUGGACGCGUUGUAAUUUCAGCCUGUUGACUGGCCAAAAUGAAUCUGGAGUUGCUGUCCAUAAUGAGAGAAUAUAUUUAGUUGGUGGAUAUUCGAUUUGGACAAAUGAGCCUCUGGCUUGUAUCCAGGUAGUGGAUGUAAGUAGAGAAGGCAAAGAAGAAGUAUUCUAUGGGCCUACACUCCCUUUUGCUUCCAAUGGAAUAGCUGCAUGCUUCCUUCCAGCUCCCUAUUUCACAUGCCCUAACCUUCAGACUCUUCAAGUGCCUCAUCACAGAAUCGGGACCAUCUGAAAGGCAAUACUUUGUUAAUAACUCAUAAACAGAAGGGAAAGAAAAGCUUCACUUUUGGAUACUGGGCAUGAAAAGAUUCAGUGCUCAAUGCUUCCUUGUUGUGUAUGUCUUAUAUUCAGAUAAACAUUAGCAAAAAAAUGAACAGUUUUCUAAAAUACAUUACUGAAAACUCCUGUCACCCUUCUCUGUGUGUCAAUAUACAAUAUAUGGGACUUUUACUGUCGUGUAGCUUAGUACCAACUUAAUGGUCCAUAAUUGUUCCAUGGGACUUUAAGAGUCUUCUUGUAUACUUUUUCUAAAUCAGUGCUGUCUAGGAAAACAGGACAAUGUUAGUAAGGAAUUUAUUUCACAAGUACUGUCAUCAAUGGUCUUUAAAAAAAAUAUUCAGUAGUUAAUUCCCUUACUACUUAAACCUGGGUUUGUAAUUUUUCUUUAAAAAAUUUAACAUGCAGCCCCACUCGGUAUAGGCUCAGCAUUAUGACAUUAUAAAAUUUUAAAUGCCAUAUUUUAUUCAAGGUAAUACGAAUAAUAGAAGUACACCAGAAGAGCAGUUAGAAUACCCAUAUUUUUUGGCUUGGUUAAUCUGUGACCUGCUAGGUGCUU
This is a messenger RNA of Callorhinus ursinus (northern fur seal), 2740 nucleotides long. It is a transcript of the gene KLHL32, whose product is annotated as kelch like family member 32. Gene Ontology annotation, molecular function: protein binding. The record is from RefSeq and is a predicted model, not a curated record. Lineage: Eukaryota; Metazoa; Chordata; Mammalia; Carnivora; Otariidae.